AUGCUUGAUAAGUCUUUGAGGACAGACAGGUUAGCGUCAAGUCCCAUAUUUCACUCGCGCAUCUUUAUUUUUUGUGCAACUAUCAAUCAAGUCAGGAGAAUGUCACUGCCUACAGUAUUUGUGAUUACUGGUGCGAACAAAGGAAUUGGUUAUGGUAUAGUGAAAGGUCUUGCUGAAAAGUUGCAGACUGCAAUCAUAUACCUUACGGCGAGGAAUGAGAAAUUAGGUAGAGAAUCGUUGGACAAACUGAUCAAAGAACUGGGCGAUAAUCGUCACUCUGACAUUCGUUUUCAUCAACUUGACAUCACUGAUCAUACCAGCUGCGAGAAUUUUGCUUCCUACUUGAAAAAAGAGCACAAUGGACUGGAUGUAUUGAUUAACAAUGCAGGAUUUGCUUUCAAAAACGCAGCUACUGAACCACCAGAAAAACAGGCUCGCGUAACAAUUGGUAUCAAUUAUAAUGGUACUAAACAAGUCUCUGACAUACUAUUACCCCUCAUUCGAGACGGUGGAAGAGUUGUUAACGUAAGCAGUUCGGAAGGUGUUAUUGCUGGUCGUUAUAGUGAUGAAAUUAUUGCUAGGCUUACCAGUCCUUCGUUAACAAUUGCUGAUAUCGAUAAGUUUACUCGUGAUUACAUAAAGGCUUGCAUUGAAGAUAAACGGAGAGAAAAUGGCUUUCCUAACUCAGCAUACAAAGUGUCAAAAGCUGCAGUUAUAGCACUCACAUUCAUCCAAGCGAAAGAACUGAAAAGCCGGAAUAUUUUGGUGAAUGCGUGUCAUCCCGGAUAUGUUAAUACCGACAUGACAAGUCAUCACGGUCUUCUAACAGUUGAAGAAGGUGCUGACACACCUAUUUAUUUAGCAACUUUGGAAGGCAACGGUCCAACUGGAAAAUUUUUUUAUAAGAGAAAAGAGAUCGAUUGGAGUGUACCAUUUGUUAGCAGUUGA
Molecule: messenger RNA, 948 nt
Organism: Brugia malayi
Lineage: Eukaryota; Metazoa; Nematoda; Chromadorea; Rhabditida; Onchocercidae
Exons: 8
Coding region: 1-948 (315 amino acids)
Molecular function (GO): oxidoreductase activity, acting on the CH-OH group of donors, NAD or NADP as acceptor
Source: RefSeq, a predicted model, not a curated record